CUAUUAUUAGACCAUUAAUGAAUAACAAACAUUUAUUCUGUUGAAAAAAGGGUGAAGGUUGUUGAAAAACUGUCUGAAAAUGCUGCAAUCUUCACCGAAUGUGUGGUACAACAUCGAUGAGUUGUAUACCAUAUCGAAUCAAGGAACAAUCGAGCUAAACACAAUGGACAACAAAGAUAGAAUGAGUGCUACCACAUCUUCAGGAUCUUAUCAGAGAAACAUCUACAGCAAUAAGGCUACAGCACAACAAAACAGUCCAGGAUCAACCAAAAUAUCAGGCACUCAAAAAAUUAUCAACAGUUCAAAAAUUCACUUCUUGCGUCAUAUCUUGGAUACUGAGAGGACAAUGACUGAAAGAUUAAUUUGGUCAACUAUAAUAAUCAUUAUUGCCAUGCUGGCCAUUAUCAUUGGAGUAUGUGCACUCAGAAGUUUUGCAAAGCCAGUUCUGUCUGAAAGUUAUGUUCCUGUGUCUGAAAUCUUCUUUCCGGCGGUAACAGUCUGUCCCCAGAAUAAAAUAUAUAAUCAAACCACAAGGCAAAACUCCAGGAUCCCAAAUUUCAACUUGGAAGAUGCAAACAAAUUUGAGGAAUCAGAACUGAGAAAAAUGUUGUGUGACACACCUCAGGAUAUGGAUGAGACAAUGUCACCCACUCAGAAAAGAACUUCUAGAUCUUUUGACGAAAGCUGGAUGACCAGAGCAUUAUUGAGAUUCAGCCCUCAGUUGAAUAAGUUCAUGCACAGCUGCAAAUUUGGAAAUGAGGAUUGCUUCGAUGAAUUUGGUAAGACCAUUACUGAGGAGGGACUCUGCUUCACGUUCAAUGGUUUCAACCUCAGAGAUCUAUUCAACCAUGAUUUAAUUCUACCGAUUCAAGAAGACACGGUCCCAUCGGAUGAUGGCGAAAAGCCGUUUCGCUACAUGACUGCUGGGGCCAAUCUACCAUUGGUGACCUCUUCACUGACAAGGACCUCCAAGAGUGACCUCCCGCUGACCUCUAACCCUCGCAGGGCGGCCAGUCACCUACAGUACCUCACUUUGGAUCUUUUCACAAUCAAUGAGUAUGCUGAGGAUUCGUGUAGAGCUGAUGCUGGUUUCAAGAUUUUCAUCCACGACCCCGAGACCCCAGCGCACACAUCGACAGCAGCGGGCGUCUACGAGGUGGCAAUGGACAACGAGAUGACUGUGACAAUUGCGCCCACUCAGCAUUCUACCGACGCCGUCGCUGCCGGCACAGACGCUUACCGUUGUCAUGAAUGGCGCAACCGUCACUCGAUGAUGACAAAUGCGGCCAACCAUCACUCGAUGAUGACAAAUGCGCCCAACCAUCACUCAAUGAUGACAAAUGCGCCCAACGCCAGUAUGGACCAGUUAGAACGGCAGGAGUUGCGGCGGUUCAAACUCUAUUCGAAGACCAACUGCCAGUAUGACGUCAUUGCUCAGUUCAUGGAGCAAUGUGCCGGUUGUGUGCCUUUCUACUUGCCAAGAAAAAUGGAUUCAGUUAUCUGUAACUCGACUAGUCGUCUAAUCCUCAAACAAUGCAAAGAGGAGCUGUCAUCGAGUGACAUAACAAAGCAUUGCAUACCAGGCUGUCAGAAUGUGGCCUACUCAAUAUCAACAAGUCAAAAAUACUACCGCUGGACUGUGGAACAUAAAUUUCGUAAAUACACGGCAAUGAGCAGAGUGAUUGUUCGAUUCAAUGAUCAGUAUGCAGUCUCGAAGCGGUGGACGGAAGAAUCUCUCAUGGGAAAGACGUGUGCUUUAGUACUAUUCGUGUUGGUUGUAGUGCUGAGCGUAUUCUUUGGCAUCAGUGUUAUAUCACUGGCGGAACUGAUCUACUGUUUAUUCGCGAUUUUAUGCCGGAAAGAUAAACCACAACCAAACAUCCCGCUCACAAAAACCGAUCCCAUUGUGGCAGAAGACCCAAUCGCUGAGCUGGAAUUGGACAAAAUCACCGAAGAGUCACCCACGUUCAGUGAUGACCUGAGAACCUUCAGAGGACGUGAUGGCUUCUAAAUAUUAUCAUACAAAUGAAGAUACCUGUUGCUGUGGAGUGUGAUUUCAUAGAGUUAUCUCAGGAAACUACAGUGAGGCCCACGUUAUAAUGGCAGUGUUUGAUUAGCAAUGGUAUUGCUAUCCUUGUCUAUCAUUAAACACAGCGGAUAGCGCUAUCUGUUUCUCGCUUUGCUCUGUUGCCAGAUCGUCUU
Messenger RNA from Nilaparvata lugens (brown planthopper), 2202 nucleotides. RefSeq lists its product as uncharacterized. Gene Ontology annotation, molecular function: ligand-gated sodium channel activity. The record is from RefSeq and is a predicted model, not a curated record. The transcript has 10 exons. Gene Ontology annotation, biological process: sodium ion transmembrane transport. NCBI's taxonomy places the organism in Eukaryota, Metazoa, Arthropoda, Insecta, Hemiptera, Delphacidae. Gene Ontology annotation, cellular component: membrane. The coding region runs from base 80 to 2011 and encodes 643 amino acids.